Messenger RNA from Lodderomyces pseudojiufengensis, 2382 nucleotides. RefSeq names its product Zn(II)2Cys6 transcription factor. NCBI's taxonomy places the organism in Eukaryota, Fungi, Ascomycota, Pichiomycetes, Serinales, Debaryomycetaceae. The coding region runs from base 1 to 2382 and encodes 793 amino acids. Gene Ontology annotation, biological process: DNA-templated transcription; positive regulation of transcription by RNA polymerase II. Gene Ontology annotation, molecular function: sequence-specific DNA binding; DNA-binding transcription factor activity, RNA polymerase II-specific; zinc ion binding. The record is from RefSeq and is a predicted model, not a curated record. Gene Ontology annotation, cellular component: nucleus. The transcript has 2 exons.
AUGAUUGAAAAGAUAUCUAGGCCAAAAGGUAGACCUAGAGUUUUACCUAUUGCACAAAGAAAAAAAGUAUCAAGAGCUUGUGAUGUUUGUAAAAGAAGGAAAAUGAAAUGUGAUGGUACAAAUCCAUGUCAAUAUUGUCAAUCAAAAGUUUUAACUUGUAAAUAUUCAAAAAUAGAUGGUAGAUCUUUAAAAUCAAAAGCAUAUUUGGAAAAAUUAAGACAAAAUCAAGGUCAAGAAUUACCAACAAGUCCUUCUCAAGAUACUAAUGAGUUUAAAAUACCGUCAUUGACUACUUCUCCAACGACAGUUCCACAGAAGGUGGGAGUGGCCGUUCAACAUCAACAAGAGCAUCAACAUCAACAAGAGCAACAACAUCAGCUAAAUCAAGACAGUCAAACACAACUCCCUGCACACUCACAACAUUCUCAUCAAGGAAAUGGCCAGUCAACUCAACGAAAAGAACAAUCUCGGCCACGACAACAUCAACCUAUUAACCUUGAAAGACUGUCAUCAAUAUCAUUAAGUAUAAUAUGUGAAAAUUUACAAGCAGCAUUAACAAAUGAUAAUAUAAUUUCAAAAAAUGAUCAAGAAGGUUUAUCAAAUUUAAAUGGUCAACAUACAAGAUUAUUAACUACAAAAACUGGAAAUUUAAGAUUUUUUGGAGAAAGUUCAGCAUUAUCAUUAUUAGGAGAAUGUAGAUCAUUAUUUAGAGAAAUUUCAGGACCAAGUCUUUUUACAAAUGAUCCUGUACAGCAAUUUAUAACUGAUGAAAGUGUUGAUUUUAGAAAUUUACCUGUUCCUUCUCAAUUACCAACAAAACAAGAUGCUUUAAUAUUAAUAGAUUUAUUCAAGACAAAUAUUAAUGAUACUUUUUAUAUUUUUAAUAUGCAAUAUUUUAAUCAAUAUAUAUUUGAAGAAACUUAUAAAAAUCCAAUAAAUACAAACACUAAGAAAUUAUGUUUAUUAUAUAAUGUAUUUGCAAUUGGAAGAUUAUAUAGUGAAUGUUCACCAAAUUUACAAUUAAAUUUACCAAGUUCAGAAAUUUUUUUUAAUCUGGCUCAAGUAUUUUUUAGAAGUAAUGUAUUUGAUGGAAAAUUAUGGAUAAGUGAAGUUAAUUUUUUAGAAUAUUUUUAUUAUCAAUCUUGUUGUAAUAGAUCAAAUGCUUGGAUUCAAUUAGGUAAUGCUAUAAGAAUUGCACAAGCUUUGGGGUUACAUCGACAUUGUAUAAAUAGUAGAAUUGAAAAUAUUGAUAUAAAAAAUCAUAGAAGAAGAUUAUGGAGAAGUUUAUAUGUUUGUGAUUGUAUUAGUGGAGUUAAUUUAGGUAGACCAUUAAUGAUAAAUGAUUAUGAUUAUGAUGAUUCAAAUUGUAAAUUAAUUACAGAAAAUUUGAAUGAAGUUGAAAAAAUAAGAAUAAUGGCUCAAAAGGCAACUUCAGAUAGUGCAUUAAUUAAUGUAAAAAUUGUUGAAAAUAUUUUUAAAGAUGGUAUAGUUAAUAUCAAGAGAGCUCAUAUAUUAGCAUUACAAUUAAAAAGAUGGUCAGUUGAAUUACCAAAAGAAUUACAAUUAAGUGCAGCAUUAGAAACUCAAAUGGAAUCAGGAACUGAUCCAAAUAAUUAUUUAUAUGUAUUAGUUCAUAUUGGACAAUUAUAUGGUAUAAUGACUUUAACAAGACCAUUUUUAGUAUAUGUUGUAACAAGAAAAUUAAAACCAGAAACAAAACAACAAAUUAAAGAUGAACAAAGUUUAAUGAAUUUUUGUAAAGCUUGUAUAAAAGCAAGUUUUUUAGUUAUAAAAUUAUUAAAAUUUUUUGUAACUCAUAAUCCAAAUAGAAAAGAAGUAUUUACAAUACAAUCAUCAUGCUUUUUUGCAUCAAUUAUUUUGGGAUUUACAUUAUUAGAACAAAGAAAUUCAUCAAAACCAGAUUAUCAUUAUAUAUCAGUAUUACAAGAUGCAUUAGAUGAUGGAUAUAAUAUAUUAAAUAAUUUUGCAUAUUUUAAUAUAACAUGUAAAAGAUGGGCAACAAAUUUACAAAAUAUGAUGAAUGAUUUGAAGAAGUAUGAUAAAACAACAACGACAACAAAUUCAGAAAGUUCUUUAAAUUCUUUAAAUUCAGAAAAUAAUAAUGAAAUUUUUAAUAAUGAAAUGAUAAGUUUAGGAACAGAAAAUAAAGCAUUAGAAGAAAUGAUAAAUUUUCAACAAUUUUUUGUACCAAGUACAAUUCAUCAAGAAUUAGAUCAAAUUUUGAAUUCUGCUAACAAAGAUAGUAGUAGUGAUAGUGGUUCAAAUAUUUAUAAAAAUAAUAAUAAAAAUAAUUAUAUGGAUUUUUUAGAUGCUUUUAGAUAUGAUAAUCAAAAUCAUGUAUUCUUUGGUGAACGUGAGUAA